ACAAAACGUUGCAAAUGUCAAAACAUUCGUGUGGAUGUUGCGUAUUUACGUGCAAAACAAACAUGAAUAAUAAUUAAUUUCUUUACAAUUAGUGGACAAUUAAAAUAAAAUUAUGUCGGGCGCUAAAUUGGAAGUUCUUUGGUCUCCAAUACACCACGACAAGUUUAUAUUAUGGGGCCCAGACAUAACCUUAUACGAAGUUUCUCGGAUAAAAGAAAUUGAGAAAAAAACAACAUUCACUCCAAUAUCUUCAACAAGAGGAGCAACAGUCCUAGCAUCACAGAGUGCCAGCGGAGUCAGCUGUGUGGACAUCAGUGCCAUCCCAGAGCAACCGGAGCCAUUGCUGGCACUCGGCUAUGCCAGCGGCAGGGUGGCACUCACUACUCUUAAGCAAACAUAUGACCCACUGGGACUUGUGGGCAGAGAGUUCACUUGUCGCUAUCCGCGGCUAUGUAACUCAGUGUCAUGGAGUCACAUGGAGACCAACUUACUGGCGGUGGCCAUGGAGAAGAACCGCAAUGACCACUGCAUACUGUUGUGGGAUGUGUACCGAGGAUCAUUGCUGUCGGAAGAGGCUAAAGCUUCCGAUGCAUCGCCGUCAGCAGCGACGGAAUCUCCGCGCCCCAUGGCCGAGAUGGGGCUCUCGGAGACAGCCCACUGCGUCACGUGGGCAAACUUCUCUAGCAGGACGCUUAUCGCUUCCAUGAAUCUUAAAUACAUCAAGAUAUUUGAUCUUAGAGAUUUAUCAAACAAGGCAGUGACAAUGACAACGACUAAAUAUUGUUACGGAAUAUGCGCGGAGCCCUGCGGGGGCUAUCAGAUCGCGUCUCGCGGAGAAGGCGUGGCCUGCGUGUGGGAUGCGCGGGCGCUGCAGAAACCGCUGCUCACCAUACAGCAUCCAAGACCUUUGGCUCAGCUGCAGUGGUGUCCCACCAGGCGUAACUUGCUGGUGUCGCUACAGCGGGAUUCCACUACGCUGCGUAUACAUGAUAUACAGCAGGCGAACAGUGACAACAAAUUGAAUGUAUCUGAUAGCACGAGUUCGCAGACAGCCGCCCCGGCGGUGGAGGCGGAGCUGGAGGAGCAGUACCCGCGCGGGCCGAGCGUGCUGGAGCGCGACGUGGCGCUGGGCGCGGCGCCGGCGCCGCUGCUGGGCUACGGCUGGCAUCCCGCGCACGAGGGCCGCCUGCUCGCGGUCUGUGCUAGUGGAGCGCUAGUAGACUACACAGUGUGCGAGCGUGUGACUGUCUCGUGGGGGGGCGGCGGCUCGCUGGUGUGGACGGGCGGGGGCGGAGCCCUGCGCAUGAUGCGCGACGACUUUUACGCCGCCAUACAGGACAUCUCCUUUGUCAUGAAGAAGAGAGCACAAACUGAUUAUGGACUUAAGCCAGACUUAUGGCAGAACGCAGACUUGGCCGAUGACGACGCACUGAGUGGUCUCUGGCAUUUCCUGGCGCUCAGCAAGUCUCUUGUUGAAGAUGGUUGCAUCCGCAAUAGUCCGUGGAAGCACCCCGGUGUCCGCACGGUGCUGCGGUCUGUGGGUGACGGUGGUUACCGUUCGGAGAUAGUGCCUUCUCUUCUGCCAGAUUUGCCCAAUAGAAGAGUUACUAUUUAUAGGAGUGCGGAGCGCACGCGGGCGCUGCAGCUGUGCGGGUGGGGGUGGGGCUGGGAGAACGCGCUGGCGGGCGUGGAGCGCGCCGAGGCCGAGGGCACGCCGUGCCGGGCCGCCGCCCUCGCCGCCUUCCAGCUGCGCGUGCGCGCCGCGCUCGACGUGCUGGCGAGGGCGCACGAGCCCAUGCUGCGGGUCGUCGCGCUGGCGCUUGCAGGUCUGUCGGACGAGCGCUUGUGGCGCGAGGCGCUGGGCGGCGCGGCGGCGGCGCUGCCGGACCCCUACCUGCGCGCGCUGCUGCGCUUCCUGGCCGCCUCCGCGCCCGCGCACCCGCACCACCACCAGCCGCCGCAGCACCACCCCGACCUCGCCGCCGUGCUUAACGAAACGGAAAUGCGUUUAGAAGACCGCGUAGCCUUCGCCUGCAUCUUCCUCCCAGACAGCAAGCUGCACGAGUACGUGUCGAGCACGUGUGCUGCGCUGGUGCAGGCGGGCGAGCUGGCCGGCGUGCUGCUGACCGGCGCCGGCGCCGAGGCGCUGCCGCUGCUGCAGCGCUGGCUGGAGGCCACGGGGGACGUGCAGUCGGCGGCGCUGGUGGCCGCCCGGUGCUUCACGCCGGAGCUGCUCAAGGAUCAGAGAACGCAGAACUGGCUUGACAGCUACCGCACGAUCCUGGACAGCUGGCAGCUGUGGUGGGCACGAUGUGCUCUAGACACGUGGGUGUGCGGCGCGGAGGGCGGCGCCGAGUGGGCGGGCGCGGGGGCGGGGCCGGGCGGCGCGGGGGCGGGCGCGGGGGGCGUGCCCCGCCAGGUGUGCGUGGCCUGCACCUACUGCGGCAAGUCGGUGGCCGCGCCGCCCGGACACAACCGGCCCCGCGUCGCCUUCGCCAGGCUGCCACCACCUGCUGCUAAGAUGAAGCAAAUCUCCUCAUGUCCAAACUGCCGCAAGCCUCUCCCUCGUUGCGGGGUGUGCUCGCUGCACGUGGGCACGAGCGCGGGCGGGGCGGGCGGGGCGGGUGGGGCGGGUGGGGCGGCGUUCGGCUCGUGGUUCAGCUGGUGCGUGGCGUGUCGGCACGGCGGGCACGCGCAGCAUCUCAUCAACUGGUUCAAGGAGCACACGGAGUGUCCAGUCAGCUCGUGUAACUGUCACUGUGCCACGCUUGACCCGCCCGACAGGCACGACUAGCCGGACAGCUUAACAAAAUUACACACGGGAAUUUAAACUCUAUGUUUUAAGGCGUAAGGCAUAUUUUGCCAUCUCGGACAAUGCACAGACUCUAUGUAAUAUACUUUGUUGAAAUGAACAAUAUGUUAACGUUCCAAGAAUCAUUUGACAGUUUCAUAAUUGAAGGGGUAAGUGGACAAAGGUGUUAUCUGGCAAAACUGAAAAAAAUCGAGUUUUUUGCAUGGACAUAGGUUUUAAGUGACAAUAAAUCGACUGAUGGGCUCAAAA
Helicoverpa zea (corn earworm) is the source of this 3061-nucleotide messenger RNA. RefSeq names its product GATOR complex protein MIOS (gene mio). Gene Ontology annotation, biological process: cellular response to amino acid starvation; positive regulation of TORC1 signaling. Gene Ontology annotation, cellular component: cytoplasm. The coding region runs from base 113 to 2794 and encodes 893 amino acids. Gene Ontology annotation, molecular function: protein binding. NCBI's taxonomy places the organism in Eukaryota, Metazoa, Arthropoda, Insecta, Lepidoptera, Noctuidae. The transcript is spliced from 16 exons. The record is from RefSeq and is a predicted model, not a curated record.